This is a messenger RNA of Bolinopsis microptera, 1871 nucleotides long. RefSeq lists its product as uncharacterized. Bases 184 to 1839 code for a protein of 551 amino acids. The transcript is spliced from 5 exons. The record is from RefSeq and is a predicted model, not a curated record. Lineage: Eukaryota; Metazoa; Ctenophora; Tentaculata; Lobata; Bolinopsidae.
AUAUUUCAUUCGCCCAAACGUUUAAACUUUUCUGUCGAUGGCUAUUUCAUUUAUGAAGGAGUCACUUUCAGACGUUGAAAAAUGUAGCUUUGUAAAUGAAAAUCAGUAUUCCGUUUAUUCUUUGAGAUUAAUGUCUACUCGUCCCACAAAGGAAUCCAAAUACCUUUGCAUUUCGCAGUCACUAUGACAUCUGUAUGUGUUGGUUCAUUUUUGAUUUCCUUCUUGUUCUUCUUCUGUUUCAAAGGUGUAUCUCCAAAAGAACGGACCGAAAAGGAUUAUAUUUUGAAGGCUUACGAAGUUAAGCUUGCAAAACUGGUUGAAAAUGCAGAUAAAAUGAAAAGCGUGGCACCACACCAUCAUGCCGCAAGUAACUUCAAAAAGAACCUUCAAGAAAAGCUAAAUAACGAUGAGACAGAUUCAAAGAAUAUUGAGCUUGUUUUUCCGGAUAACCCAUCCGCUGGUAACAAUUUCGGUCGACUGAGGAUAGAGACGAGUAAAAUUUUAAAACCGUCCAAUCAAUCACAUUCCGAUAAUAAUAUUACUUCUCCAACACUAUUGGAGAGUGAAGUCCACGGCAAUAAAUCUGAUGCUUCGGAUAAAACACCCAGUAACCAUAAAAAAGUAGUUCUCGUAGAUAUACCAACACUCGUACUCGUAGAACCGAGUGACGAGGCAUCUGAUGACAAGGUGCCAAUUGAAAAGGCAUCUGAUAACAUAGUGCCAAUUGAAAAGGAAUCUGAUGACAUAGUGCCAAUUGAAAAGGAAUCCGAUGACAAGGUGCCAAUUGAAAAGCCACAUGAUGGCAUAUUUCCAAUAGAAAAGGCAUCAAGCGAUAAAAUAUCUGAUGACAAAGCAUUAGUCAAUAAUACAACGAACAAAAAAACAACAAAGGAAAUAGGUGACAAGGAUGUCAAUAAAGAUCAAGAAUUUAAAGAUAUAAAUGUGAUUGAAAUUGAAAAAGACCAUCUAACUGAAACGAAGCAUGCACUGAUGAGGGACGUAAUAGCCUUGAGUUUGGCAACGAUAGCUUUGAUCAGUGCACUUUUAUUCAUCGGAUUCACUAUAAUUAAUUGGCGAAACGCAAUGACAGUAAUGAAAAAGGACCGAAUCAGGAAUGAAAGGAACAUUAAAAGUAUCAAAAAGGACGUCAGACGUAUUGCUACGGAGAAUAAUUGCAACAGUGAUUACCUUACAGUUAAUGCGGAGGAUUCUUGUGAUUCGUGUGGUGCAGAAAACGACAUUGAACACAAACCAUCUUUGAUAGAAAGAAUUCGUUCAUCCGAUACGGUUAAGUCUAUUUCAUCCCUAAAAAGCAUGAACCCCUUUACAAGAUGGACGCAAUCUAAAUACAGAUCUCAACAAAUGCCUAUCGAGGAAAAAAAUGAGGAAACCAGCUUUAUGGUAGAAACUCAACCCAAGCAGAAUACAGAAAUCCCGUUACUGAGAGUCGAACAACCUUCCAGUGAUGAAGAGGAACUUCUUGUUAAAGCCAAGAAAGAAAUGCUGAACCUGACUACGCGAAACAAUAUGGUACCGCGUCCUGAGACAUGUGAAUGCAUUGCUCGUAUUGUGGCAGCUGUGAUAUUUGUUACAUUAGCCUUGAUUUUCGUGAUAUCCACCGUUCACCGAUACAAAUUGGAGGAGGAGAUAGAAAAAGAGGAAGGAAAAGACAACCAGCUUCUUAGCGACAUCGCUGAACGAUUGUCAAACAUUGACAACGAUAUAGCGCUCGAUGACAAAUCAAAACUGUCGAUUCUAAGCGUUAUCAGGGAGGAACUGUCCCAAGUGCACAAAGACAUAGAUUCAGAGCUUGAAGACGAAUCUCAUAACUCUAAAUAAGAAAAUCGAAAUGAAUCAUCGAGUCUUAAAUU